AGAAAUAUUUAUUUUACCUCGCCUGUAACAAGGUAUCGAGUGUACCUCGCGAUCGUAUCGAGGUAUCGAUUCUCGAGGUCGCUGGCUAAAUAUCUAUCCACAUUCUUCCUCGACUUUCUUCGAAUUUACUGGAGAAACAAUUUCUCUGACUGAAAAUUCUCUCACAAAUUCUAUUAGAUAAAGAUCGUUUACACAUUCAAUUUCUCAAAAAGAACAGUUCAACCGAGAGGCAAUCAUGCUGGCUUUGCUCGUCCGCGGCGUCUUUCUCAUUGGUAUACUCACCUGGUACAGCACCAGCGUGUGGAAAAUGAUCGACGGCUACUUCAGGGAUCAGGUACGAAGCUACCUGGAGGAAGAGUAUCGAAAGAAUCCGCGAAUGAAGUCUGACGUGCACGGCGACUCGGUCGAUAACGUCGAUCCCGUCCUUGCCACGCCACGCCCAGAGGCGACGGUGGCGCCACGGGAGAUCCCCCAAGUCACGGAAACGGAGGCGCGUACGGUCGAAGCGGCGGAUAACGAUACGACGAGCGUGGUCGGAGAAACGAAUGAGGAGUUGCUGGUGACAGGUGGCACUAGUGAAAACGAGGACGCGGGGGGAUCCACCGAUAAAAAUGCAUUCCUGGGAACGGUGGCGGAAUCGGGGCUGGAAAGUAGGAAGUCGUCCGAGGAGAACGUGGAGAAUUCUCGCGAAACGAUUAAUCAAGAGGACGACCGUGACCUCGAACGUCGCGGGAAUGACCAUUGUCAUCGAUCAGUCUCACAGGAGUCUAAGAGCUCGCGGAAGAGAAUUAAAUACGAGAGGAGGCCGACAGCGGUCCCUAGGGACAUUUCGCGCGAGAAUCAAUUGCCGAGAAGGCGGAACGUGAGGACGAUCGUGCUGACAGAAAGGGACUUUAAGUCGGUCACGAAGAAUCACGUCUCCGACGAUGAGUUCUGGGAGUUCGAGGAGGACGCGUGCGAAAAGGAGCCACUGGAGGGUAUUCCGGUCUCGCAGCUACCUUUCAAGCCCAGAGCAGAUAUAGGGGAUUUGGAUAGAGUCACCGCUGACGAGUAUUGUCCUCUGACGUUGGAGGACGAAGCGUCUUGCGGCCAAACGUUCACGUGGUUUUAAAAAUGUAUCACUAACGAACGGGUAAACGCAAGGUGCGUUUGGUAGAUCGUAAAGCUUCUGUUUUCACGCGGACCUGCGGUGAAAAGACGAAAUACCAAUUCUCAAGGGUACGCUCGCUGGAGAUGCAAUUAUGGUAAUUUCUUUUUUUUCACCGACUUGGUCAAUUGUGUAAUGAAA
Molecule: messenger RNA, 1288 nt
Organism: Habropoda laboriosa
Lineage: Eukaryota; Metazoa; Arthropoda; Insecta; Hymenoptera; Apidae
Exons: 1
Coding region: 236-1111 (291 amino acids)
Source: RefSeq, a predicted model, not a curated record